UUAGUUUUGGCUACUGCGCGUGCGCAAUUUUUGGGGCGUUUAGCCCCACCCACAACGUGAGCCACUCCUCCAUUUUGCUUCUACAAAGAGUCAAGAUUUCUCCAAAUGGCUUCACCAGAAGAGAAGGACAACAUGCAACAAGCCAGCAGGCCUGGUAGCUAUAGAAAGCCACUGAGGCUAACUUUAGCUGAUGUCUAUGACCUUGGAAAGAGCAUAGCUCAAGAUAUACAGCGAGCAAGCUCGUCCCAAAGCGAUGAGACACUGAAAGGGAUAAUAGAGAGGGUCGUGAGAGCUUUAGAGUGGCUGGAGACGUACGUGGAGGAGGCAGAAGAGCUAAGGAGCGCAAACUACAGGCUAAUGCUCAAAGCUGAUGAGCUGGCUCGUGAAAAAUCCAGACGCAAUGCUUUGGAGCAAGAAUUAAAAGGAAUGCAGUGUGUUGCUGAAGAAAGAGGAAGACAGCGGGACACACUUGGCCUGCGUGUCUCUGAGCUGGAAUCACAGAAUGCAAGCUACCAGCAAAGGCUGGAGCUGAUUGAGCAGGAUAGGGCUCUUGCUUUAAGGAGACAGAAAUAUAAUUCAACAGUACCUUUGGAGAAAGAUGAAGGAGAUGAUGGCCAUAGCAAUGUUAGCAACAGCACAGCAGACACAAUUCAGUCAGAUUAUGUAGCUCGAUCAAAAUCCCUUGACAGACGUGAAGCAAAGAAAUUAAAAGGGAGCUCUAGUUCAAGUAGUAAAUUGAGAGACAAGGGAUUCAUCAUCACUCAAUUGAAUAAAGAAUUGGGACACGAAAAGAAGAAAGUGACUGAGUUAAAGGAAUCUCAUUCACUAGAGCAGAGGAGAGUCAAGCAGAGAGUGGCUCACAUGGAACAAGAGAUCAUAACACUAAAGAAACAGCUAGGCAGUGCACAGCAAAUGAUUGAUAAAUUAAAUGAUGAGAAGAUUGCCUUAAUGGAAAGGAGUGAAGUCGUGACGGAAGUUAAAGCCAUAACCCUUGCCACAGUUGCUCGUGGCACAUUGGUACAACACAAUAACGGUGAUUGCUCAUUCGAUGAUAGAGGAGAUUCAUCUGCUCCGAAAUUCUACAAGAAAGACUUAAUGAUGAUCCUGCAGGACAGAAACGAACUGAAAGAGAAAGUAUCAAACUUGCAAGAUGAAAUAUCAACACUAACAAAGAGAUUAGAACAAUAUGAGGUUGUUACGCCAAGAAAUUCAAGAGGUCACUCACCAGCAGGGACACCUACAAUAAGGAGAUCAAGGACUAUCACACCAAUUAGUAUUACUGAAAGACUUGUCGAUUCUAUGAUAAUACUUGAUGUAUCACCAAACCAUCUUUCUCCAGCAACCAGCAAGAGUUAUCAAACUCUACCAACCAUGCACAGUUCUAGGAGCUCCCACAGUAUCAAUAGCAAGAUGAGCAACUUAGAUCACAGUGGAGAACAACUCUCUUCAUCAGGAGGGAAAGAAAGAGAGGAGAGUUACGAGACAUCGUCUGAAACUCAAGAAGAUAAACCAAUUCCAUCAAUUGAACUGUCGACAUCUUUAUAAGUAAAACUUAUUAUAUGAUAUUGUAAACUGCAUGUGAGAGAGUUGUCUGAAACUGUGAAUCUUUGGCAUUUUCGUAAUAGUUACAUGUUAUACUUUAGCGUCACCAUGAAAUUUAAUCAAUCACCUAAUUACUCUAUACUCAGUUACUAUUGUUACUAUGAUACAUUUGAUGUUAA
Messenger RNA from Amphimedon queenslandica, 1721 nucleotides. Its product is annotated as RILP-like protein 1. NCBI's taxonomy places the organism in Eukaryota, Metazoa, Porifera, Demospongiae, Haplosclerida, Niphatidae. The transcript is spliced from 8 exons. The record is from RefSeq and is a predicted model, not a curated record. Bases 106 to 1545 code for a protein of 479 amino acids.